Messenger RNA from Odontomachus brunneus, 958 nucleotides. RefSeq lists its product as uncharacterized. The transcript is spliced from 2 exons. Bases 178 to 663 code for a protein of 161 amino acids. NCBI's taxonomy places the organism in Eukaryota, Metazoa, Arthropoda, Insecta, Hymenoptera, Formicidae. The record is from RefSeq and is a predicted model, not a curated record.
AUAAAUCGUCCGCUCGUUAUUGCUGCGCAAGACAUUUUGCGCGUACGAACCACGAACGCGCAGAGCUUUCGCGGAACCAAGUGUCGACGUCGACGAAGACGACGUCAACGAAGAACACGACCACGACGACAACGACGACAGCGGAUUAAGCAAUCGCGUUACACAAAUUAACACACAAUGAAGUCACACAAUGGACGCGUGCGCGUUCUUAUAGCGUCAGCCGUAUCGAAACACUCGAGCUUACUGCUCGAGCAGAGCAGAGAGACCGAGGCUCACGCGACACGCAAAAUAUUAUUCAUUUUUCGCCGAAAGACAUCGCGAGGACGAGCGGCUCGCGCACCAUCGCGUGUCCCAGCGAAACGCAACGUCGCGCAACAUUCUUGCUUUCUACUCGCCGAUCGACCGUCGGAUAGAAAAGUGCCCGGCAGAGGUACGAGGAAUGCGCAAAUCCUACGUACGACAGCCAAAGACGAGCCGCCCUCCACACAAGGGAAGAGACACUACUCGUCGCCGAUGUAUGUUUACCGCGCGCUGGAUUUUGUUUCGAGCGAACGCGACACGGACCAUUGCGGACAGGAAGUUGAGGAAACCCUGCGCGGUAAUAAUGGCCUGUGCGGAGCGAAGCGUAAACCGAAGUGGAAUAUCGCGAGGAAAAGGCGAUAGAAAGACGGCGGUGUGCGAGUUGCGUUGAGGUAGGUUGCAUCGUGAAACGCGUUUCACGUGAGAAUUCGAUGAAGCCUGCACUACGUGCACAUUAAUUAAGGUUGUAGUAUAAAAGGAGUUUUUUAAGAAUUCGUUGUGAAACUUGCAUUAUAUAACUUGCACUAUAUAUAGAUGUAAAUAUGUCCUAAGUUAAAAGUACCAAUUACCUAAUCCUGGACAUUCGUAUUGUUUUGGUUUUUAAAUACGAAUAUUUAAACUUUGAAUAUGAAAUAUAUGCAUAUACUCAAUAUUUGUA